UAAUAACUUAAUCCGGAAUAGAUACGAGUUCGAAUAUGUUUAGAAGAAAAAAUAGUAUAUUGAUAGUUUUAUUAACAGUUUUCGCGGUAGAUUUUACGCAAGGUUGUCACGAUCUUCAAAAUGUGUUUAUGACAGUCAAGGACAGAUCAGGAACUUGGUUUAAUAAAACGGUUUCUGAAUGCAUACAGAGAACGGUCUUCGAUGGUAGAACAGCGGUGGAGAUCCACGUGAAAAACCAAAAUAUUCCGAACUUGGGAAAAGACUACGUCAAGAAUUUGGUAAGGUUGGAUAUUUUGGAAUUCAAAAAUUGCGCCAUUGAAACCAUUGCCCGUGGUGCUCUGAAAAAUUUACCAGUUAUAAGAAUCGUUGGAGUUACUCAUAAUCCGAAAUUGAAGCUUAUUACAGGAGGCAUUUUCGACAUUUUCGAAACGAUCCACAUUCUGAGGCUGCACAACAACAACAUAGACACCAUUACAGACGAGGCUCUAUCGAAUAUGACCCUGCAAGAAGUCAACUUCAGUUAUAAUAAUUUUUCAAAAUUCGAUCCAGUUUGGUUCGCAUACUCUCCCUACAUCAAACAUCUAUAUUUCCAAAACAACCGCAUCCAGAAAAUCCAGAAAAAGGCUUUCGAUACCAUGCAGGAACUGGAAAACAUUAAUUUCGCUGAUAAUAAAAUUAAUGAUAUCGGUUAUGGAGCUUUUGGUAAAUUAAGAAAAUUGAAGACGUUGAAUUUGAGAAAUAAUCAUUUAAAAAAACUUAACUCCAAUAGUUUUCCGAAAAAUUUUAAAAUAGAAUCGUUGAAUUUGGCUGGGAAUUUUUUGCUUAAUAUCGAUAGAAACGUUUUAUCAACGUUAUCUUUAGAUGAAAUAAUUCUGGAUUAUAAUUGUUUCAUUUGUUCCUGUUAUUCGGAUUUGAUUAAAUAUUUUAAUGAAGAAAAUGUUAUAGUUAAGAAAGCUGAUCAUUGCAAUUUAAAUUACUUGCCUUACUGUAUAGCCACAGGUCCUAAAUGUAUAGAGCCUGAAAUGAAUACUAAGGAAUACGAAACGGUUACAGAAUUGAUAGAAAAAUUUAAGGAUGUUUAUAAAAGUUUGUCUCCUUUUGCUAGAAAAUGUGCUCAAUUGUAAUUUAAAUCCCAAUAUAUUUAAAAUGCAAUCUUGUGAUAUAAUAAAUAAUAUUUUUUUAACAGACUUCUAAUCAUUUUCCUGGUGUAGUCAAUAUUUCUUAGAUCAUGAUCUAAUAUACUCAUAAAAAUUUCUGGAAUACAUAAUUGUAUUACGUCAGAAAUUUUUAUUUGUGUAUUUGUCAAAACUGUCAUCAUAAAUAGGUAAAUACUGUGAAGGUUUCAAACAAAAAUAAAUUUGAUAAAAGCAAGGAGUUGAAAAUUGUUAAGUAAAGGUAUUUUUUAUUGUUAAAGUUGUUAAUAUUGUUCAAAAAAUUGGAAUCUGUUAUAGAAAGAUCAACAUAAAGAAAAUUAUUAAAUAAAAAGACAAAGAAUCGGUGAUAUUUAGAGAGCAACCGGAACAGAACAGAAGAAAGGUAUCAACAGUAAGCAAUAAGGUAUUUAAGUAAAAACAAUGAAUCAGAGAAGGAGAUCCAAGCAACAGACCAAACGAUAAAGGGAAGCAGAACAGAUAGAAGUAAAAAAAAUUGUCUUUAUCUACAAGGUAUUUGGCAGUUUGACAAUCGUAGACAGAUGGGCUGAAUUCUUCCUUUACUCAGUCGGCCAUGUCUGCGAUGACCAUGACCAAGUCAUGAUACACAGACUAAUGGUAUGCUGACUUUCGAUUCAAAAUUCGUCCAAACCACGCAUGACGUAAUGCCGGACAACCUUUCAAGUUAUUUUGACACUUUUUGAUUGAAUAGUGUAAAAUAAUUUAAUAAUUUAUUUGGUUUUGUGUUAGUAGUGACUAUAUUUUCCUAUAUUUAACAGGGAAGAACUAAAUUAAUGUUUAGCCUGUCUGCGCGGUGGAUACAAACUUAAUUGAAGUUGCCUUAUCCACUUUGAGGAAAGUAGUUGUGAGAUUCCUCUUAAACAUAGACGCAAGAAAAGAAAACUGAAUUUCACCAGGUGCACGGGCCUCAUUAAGCAAAGAAAAUAAACCGGUAUUUUUAAAUUUUAGCAGAUAAAACAGUAGUUUCCUGUCCCAAUACAACGGUUCUUUUGAAGUAAUGCCAUGCAUAAGCAGGACACGAACACAUAUAAUAAGAACAGAAAAAUUGGUUUUAAGUAUUUUCGAACUAAACUUGACA
Molecule: messenger RNA, 2250 nt
Organism: Psylliodes chrysocephalus
Lineage: Eukaryota; Metazoa; Arthropoda; Insecta; Coleoptera; Chrysomelidae
Source: the annotation of a GenBank genome assembly